CUGAAGGUGAAAGCAGGAUGAGGGUUUGGAAGCCCUUGCCUAGAAGGAGGCAGUUUUUUGAGACAGCGUAGGACAGCGCAAACCUCCAGGAUCACAGGGCUGCAGUCUUCUCCUUUCGGAGACCCCCUUGCAGAGAAGAGCGAAACCAGGGGCGGGGUGGGGGUGGUAGUGGUCUCUUCCGGUUCUUGAAGAGAGCGUCCCUUAGGCAGGAGGGACGGGUCUUGGAGCACUCAAUCUCCAGGCUUGGGAGGCCCCCAGCAAUUCGGACGCGGAGGGCUAGGCCGCCACCGCGAGCCCAGUCGCCCGAUACGCGCCUUGGGGUCCGGGUCGGCUUUCCCCCGGACCCCUGGCCGGAAACUGAGCCGUUUACUUCCGCCACCAGCCGGAAGUUUUCUGUCACUGGACGCCAGGGAGUUUUCGGUGGCUCAGCUGGGUAACCGGGGCUCACCAUGGCGGCCUCAUUGGUGGGGAAGAAGAUCGUGUUUGUCACGGGGAACGCCAAGAAGCUGGAGGAGGUCAUUCAGAUUCUAGGAGAUAAGUUUCCAUGCACUUUGGUGGCACAGAAAAUUGACCUGCCGGAGUACCAGGGGGAGCCGGAUGAGAUUUCCAUACAGAAAUGUCAGGAGGCAGCUCGCCAGGUACAGGGGCCCGUGCUGGUUGAGGACACCUGUCUGUGCUACAACGCCCUUGGAGGGCUCCCCGGCCCCUACAUGGAUGCCCUGAGCCCUCACUGCCCACCCGCAGGUCUCCACCAGCUCCUGGCUGGGUUCGAGGACAAGUCAGCCUACGCGCUCUGCACGUUUGCACUCAGCACCGGGGACCCAAGCCAGCCCGUGCGCCUGUUCAGGGGCCGGACCUCGGGCCAGAUCGUGGCACCCAGAGGCUGCCGGGACUUUGGCUGGGACCCCUGCUUUCAGCCUGAUGGAUAUGAGCAGACGUACGCAGAGAUGCCUAAGGCGGAGAAGAACGCUGUCUCCCAUCGCUUCCGGGCCCUGCUGGAGCUGCAGGAGUACUUUGGCAGCUUGACUUCUGCGGCUGGGGGAGGCCCCUCAGGCCGGGGAUCUGGGGAGGGCUAGCCUGAAACCUCCCGCAUCAGGCAGGCACCCCUGGAAGUACUUCCUUCAGGGUUUCCCCUUCCUGGGGGUGUCGAGUAGCCUCACCAGCCUGUCUGGAGGAGCAGCUGGCUCUGCUCUGAGAAACUCUGGGCAAGUGGAUGCCAUUCUCUUGCCCUUAGGAUUCACUGCUCUCUCCUACAACCUCCAGGCCUGGGAUCCUGCAAGGACCUUGGGUGGUAAAGCUGGACUUGGUGGAAGUGAGGGCUUGGGGAGGAACCAUGCAAAUCACCUCCCAUGUUUUUUAAAUGCAAUAAAUAACACUUCUGGAUGAGACUUGUUUCCAAAAUAAACCAGCUAUAUCUGUUUUGAA
Molecule: messenger RNA, 1425 nt
Organism: Cercocebus atys (sooty mangabey)
Lineage: Eukaryota; Metazoa; Chordata; Mammalia; Primates; Cercopithecidae
Gene: ITPA
Product: inosine triphosphatase (nucleoside triphosphate pyrophosphatase)
Exons: 7
Coding region: 450-1076 (208 amino acids)
Biological process (GO): nucleoside triphosphate catabolic process
Cellular component (GO): cytoplasm
Molecular function (GO): nucleoside triphosphate diphosphatase activity
Source: RefSeq, a predicted model, not a curated record